This is a messenger RNA of Ilex paraguariensis (yerba mate), 468 nucleotides long. The record is from the annotation of a GenBank genome assembly. NCBI's taxonomy places the organism in Eukaryota, Viridiplantae, Streptophyta, Magnoliopsida, Aquifoliales, Aquifoliaceae.
AUGUCGUAUGGGGAUGAUAGACCUUCCUUGUCAGCUAUAUUUUUACAUCAAUUGUGGAUGCCUGCCAUUCUCUUUGCCAGGCUUAUGGUUGAACUGAAAAGCCUUAACUGCUCUUACAGCUUCUGGAUUGCGGUGGUCGUAAAUUACAAAGACUUGGCACUUACAGAAUAUGCUAGAGUGGGAAGAGCAAUAGCCUUGUAUGAGGUUGGUGACAGGGGCCAGGCAAUAGCGGAGAUGGAGGAUGUUUCAAUAUCUUUAAAAGGAUAUCCAGGGGGGGGUUCAGAAGUGCAUGCAGCUCUAGCGGCAGCUCUAUAUGUGGAUAAGCAUGCUCUACUGCUGGCAGAAAACCAAUUUACAAUCGCAACUCUUCUUGAUCCUCACUAUACAGACCUCUCGUACGUAAGAGAAACAAAGCAUUGGCCUCCGAGUUUGGUUAGUUCUUUGGAACAUUUUAUCACACUUUCAUAG